Messenger RNA from Tupaia belangeri chinensis (Chinese tree shrew), 945 nucleotides. RefSeq names its product olfactory receptor 52B4. The transcript has a single exon. Gene Ontology annotation, biological process: G protein-coupled receptor signaling pathway. The record is from RefSeq and is a predicted model, not a curated record. NCBI's taxonomy places the organism in Eukaryota, Metazoa, Chordata, Mammalia, Scandentia, Tupaiidae. Gene Ontology annotation, cellular component: plasma membrane. Gene Ontology annotation, molecular function: olfactory receptor activity; G protein-coupled receptor activity. The coding region runs from base 1 to 945 and encodes 314 amino acids.
AUGCCUAUCUUAAACCACACUGGGGUAAGUCACACUGUCUUCCACCUGCUGGGCAUCCCUGGCCUAGAGGACCAGCAGGUGUGGAUUUCCAUCCCUUACCUCAUUUCCUACAUCAUUGCUCUGCUUGGGAACAGCCUGCUCAUCUUCAUCAUCCUCACAAAGCGCAGCCUCCAUGAGCCCAUGUACCUGUUCCUCUGCAUGCUGGCUGGAGUGGACAUUGUCCUCUCCACCACCACAGUACCUCAGGCCCUGGCCAUCUUCUGGUUCCAUGCUGGGCAGAUCUCCCUGGAUCGCUGCAUCACUCAGCUCUUCUGCCUCCAUUCCACCUUCGUCUCUGAAUCAGGGAUCCUGCUGGUGAUGGCGUUUGAUCGUUACAUCGCCAUUUGCUAUCCACUGAGAUACACUUCUGUUAUGACAAAUGGUCUGAUUGGGAAAAUUGGUGUGACUGUGUUUCUAAGAAGUUAUGGUACAGUUUUUCCUGUAAUAUUUUUAGCCAAAAGACUGACAUUCUGCAAAGGCAACAUCCUUUCAAACACUGGUUGUACGCACAUUUUCUUGGCUAGAAUUUCCUGUGAUGACAUUCGAAUAAAUAUGUGGUAUGGUUUUUUUGUCCUAAUGUCAACAGUUGUCUUAGACAUUGUGCUGAUUUUUGUUUCAUAUGUGCUGAUUCUCCACGCUGUCUUCCGUAUCCCAUCCCAAGAUGCUCGCUACAAAGCUCUCAAUACUUGUGGCUCCCAUGUCUGUGUCAUUAUCCUCUUUUAUGGGCCUGGCAUCUUUACCACCCUCACGCAGCGGUUUGGACGCCAUAUUGCACCACAUAUUCAUAUUCUCCUAGCCAAUGUCUGCACACUGGCUCCCCCUAUGCUGAAUCCCAUCAUCUAUGGAGUCAAGACCAAACAGAUUCGGGAUCAAGUGUUUCAUGCGCUGUUUACAAAGCAGAAGUGA